Molecule: messenger RNA, 3188 nt
Organism: Oncorhynchus masou masou (cherry salmon)
Lineage: Eukaryota; Metazoa; Chordata; Actinopteri; Salmoniformes; Salmonidae
Product: AN1-type zinc finger protein 3-like
Exons: 7
Coding region: 613-1314 (233 amino acids)
Molecular function (GO): DNA binding; zinc ion binding
Source: RefSeq, a predicted model, not a curated record
GGGACGUAUUCAUUAUCGCGUUUUGGUAAUAGUAAUUUUCAAAGAUUCAAAUCGUGAAAUAAGGAAAUACACGUUUUUAUAUUGCUUCUGUUUAAAAAUAUAUGAAUCCAAAUAGUUGCUUGUGUGUGUGUGUUUACAUUGGUUAGUCAGGAACGCUAGUGGGAAUUGCGUUCAAUGAUCGCCAUUUUGAUUCUGUUGAUACGGCACAGUACGUUUUAUUCUAAAUGAAGGUCUAGGUACCGGUAGUUUCCUGAACAGCUUACUUCGUACAGUUUGGCCCACUGAAGAUUGGGGGACGCAGCACAUGGUGUUGGACAAAGCGUUAACACCCCCUCUGUGGCUGUUAGUAGUAGCCGAGCUCCAGCUGAUUGCUUUGAGUCCAGUGAGGACACUUGGAUGAUCAAUUAAUCCAAACUGAGCUGUUUAGGACUAUUCGGAUCCCUGUGGCCGCUCGUGUCGGCAAAGCCAUCCACCUUCGUUGUCCAAUUUGACCACCGAGGACUAUUUAUAGAAGCGGAUAUUUGCUACUUGAGUUGGCUGAAGAUCCUAUACAACGACAAGGCCCCUGUUUCAUCCCCAGCCUUGCGUACCCUUGGUCAUUUUGUUGAAGUCAUGGGGGAUACUGGUAGUGAGCGCAGCAAACCCUUACCACCUCGGUGUCCAUGUGGAUUUUGGGGGUCCAGUAAAACCAUGAACCUCUGCUCAAAAUGUUUUGCUGAUAUCGAGCAGAAGCAGACAGACGAUGACUGUACCUCAAAGCCCAGCCCAAGCACUGGCAGUAGCCAAUUGUCUGUCUUCAGUGGCGAGUCGAGCAGCAACAGUAGCCAAUCCCUAUCGUUGUCACCACCCACUAGCUCGGAGCAGCCAUCGGUGUCAACUGAAGACCCUGUCCCCACAUUAACAACUACACAGGAGGGAGGAUCGUCAUGCACAGAAACAGCCCAAGGCACCCUCUGUACACCCACAAAACGUCCUUGCGAAUCAGCUUCAGGGUCGGAGAGUGAGGCGUCACCAGAGAAACGGGCACGGCGGGACUUGGAGGGGGAGGCGGCGAGCGAGGAGCCUAGCCGAGGUCCCAAGCAGAAAAACCGCCGGCGCUGCUAUCGCUGCCAAACCAAACUGGAGCUGGUACAGCAGGAACUGGGAUCCUGUCGCUGCGGCUACGUGUUCUGCAUGCUCCACCGUCUACCUGAGCAGCACGACUGCCUGUUCGACCACCUGGGACGUGGGCGCGAGGAGGCCGUCCUCAAGAUGGUGAAGCUGGACCGCAAGGUGGGCCGCUCGUGCCAACGCAUCGGAGAAGAGUGCUCUUGAGUUGCCCCCGCUGCCCGCCCGUCACCACCCAUCCACACAACAGAGAAGCGGCACUUAAAUAGAGAGGGGGACGUAAGAGAGAGCAAGGAAGAGAGGGAGGGAAGGUGAAGAAGGAGAGAGCAUGGUUGUAAUAGAUCCACACUUACCCCACCAUUCUGGAGCUGAGGGUUGUUGACCCACUCCUGUUAGUCUUGACCCCUCCAGAGGGGAACAGUUUGGACACUGCCUUGGACAUGGUCACCAUGGCAACCUCUGGAGCCACACUGUCACUAUCGCACGUUCGUUUUCACACAGCCUUAACUUGUCAGAGGGGUAUACUACAAAGCAGGAUCAAUUGGUUAGCCAGCUAUCUUUGAUGAACAAACAGAAAUAACUAUUGAUUUUCAGGUUCAAUUAAGAAAGCUCAACUUAGCUAUGUGUUUUUGGUUGAGUAAAUUGGACCAUGCCCAUUUCAAGCUUAUCUUUCUAAAGAAUUAAGUUAUUUCACAAUAUUUACACAAGUUAGCUGGCAAACUAAUUUUUUUCCUUUUUAAUCUCACAGCAGCGCCAUCGCUCAACAAAAUCUUACCCCUCAGUCUUUGUUUCACUGAUCACAAAAGAUUAGUCUGCACCAGUACUUUCUAAAUGAAACUGACCUCUUUCUUGGCUCCUUUGUCAUCUUGGUAAGCAGGUUUUCAGUACAUCAUUGGUGACAGAUAUCCGGAACAUAGCCCUGUCUGUCCCUUGUCCACUCCUCAGGUUGUAGGGUGGAAUGUUGACCUUUACCCCCCCCCUCUCUUCCUUUUCUGCUCCCUCACCCAAUGGCUCCUGCAUGGCAUUGGAUUGAAAUAGCGUGUGUUAAGGACGUCGUCGUCCCCGGACAUGGGUCAGUUGUUGUGUGGCCAUGUUUGUUCUUAUGAGACUGCUAGACUGGUUUGACUACAAACCGGACCACAAACCCUUGUACUGCAGCCUACUCCUCCGCUUCUCUCAGCUGGAUUAGAGUCUGAACAAAUGGACUAGAGUCACACACACAGAACCUCUCUGAAGCAGAAGCCCUUCUCUGCCUGCUGCUCUUUGAAUAAGUGAUGCUGUUGCUGUUAAUGCUCUCCUUCUGUUUUGUACUACCCCGUGCACUCUUACUCCCUUUAUUUUUACAUACACACUACACAAUCCGACUCACUGGACUGUCAAACUAUGGCUCUAUUCUUUUGGCCAUACAAGCAGACCACUUAAAAAGCAUGCAUAAUACAUUGCUUCAUUUUUUUGUAGUAUGCUAGUCUGUUCCAUAUUUUACUCCUCCUACCCCAGUCACACUACUUGAGUGUGCUGGUCCCAAUGCUCAUCUCAUUCUUCUUCCUCACUUCCCUCUCUGCUUCCUUCUCUUACUGGCCCCCUUCCUCCGGUGCGAGGAAUGACUGAAGGAUGGCAGGAGCGACGUGUAGAGUGGCAUAGUGGGUGGUUUUAUUUUGGUAUUUCUGCGACCCGUCAUCUCUCGAGUGCCGAUGGGGAAAAUUUAAGAAAUGUUAUCUUUCUGUAUCUUAAAAGAAAUUUUAUUUAACCAUAUAUUAUUUUGAUUUACUUACACAUUAGCAUAGAGCUGCAUAUUUAGUUAAAUGUAUAAAACCAGAACAAUUGUUUUAUGUUCUCCUUUUAUUUGAUUAUUUUCCCCUUUUUGCUGAGGAUGAAUAAACUGGAUUAGAGGAAUUGGGUGGCCUGUGUGAUCUUUAAAACAUUUGAAUUAUUUCAUUAAAAUAAGGGUAAACAUUUUGCAUUAUUUUCUACAGAAACCUAAAGCAGUUCAUCAAAACAAGUGAUAAUGGAAAGUGUGAACCUGAUUCUAUGGAAAAUUUUGCAAACGUCUGUAACAAUAAAAAGCUCUCUAAAAUAGACAA